ACAUCUGGCUGAGGAGUGAGUUAGACACUCUCCUCAUUCCCUCUCUCUUUCUUUUUCCCCAUUCUCUCCAUUCUUUCAUUCACUGGCAUCCCUGUCCUCAUCAUCCCCCCUCCUUCUACCCAUCUUUCACUUUCUCUUGUCUCUUUUCCCCUGUGGACUCAGGAGUUCAGGUGGUUACUCAAACAGACAGAAACAAGCCUGUGCCUCCGCUUGUUUCUCAGCCUUGUCUUACCGCUGCAAGCCCCCGUACUGCACCCUCUCCCUCUAUCCUCUUCCUCCUCCCCGGCGAGGUGUGUGAUGGUGUGUCCCCUCCUCUGUGUCCUGGAGACAUGCCUGUGCAGGAGAUGGCGGUGAGUCCUGUCAAGUCCCUGUACUGGGAGCAGUUCCCCCCCAUGUCACAGCGCCGCGUCUACUGCACCCCCGUCUACCACGAAGGCCUGCUCUACGUGCUGGGGGGCUGCAGCGAGACGGGCAUGCCCCUGGACAGCGUUGAGGUCCUGGAUGUAGAGAGCCAGACAUGGACUCAGCUCCCGCCGCUGCCCACUGCGCGGGCCGGGGCCUCGGCUGUAGCGCUGGGGGGCCAGGUCAUGGUGCUCGGGGGCAUGAACCAGCAGCAGACCCCGCUGGCCUCCGUGGAGAUGUACCACCCGGAUGAGGGCAAAUGGGAGACGAGGGCGAGCCUGGGUCAGCCAUCCAUGGGAGUCACCACUGUGGAGAAAGAUGGAAAGGUGUAUGCGUUGGGAGGUAUGGGAGCAGACACAACGCCACAGGCAUUGGUGAGGGUUUAUGAGGCAGAGAAGGACCAAUGGCAGCCGAUGACCUCCAUGCCCACGCCGCGGUACGGAGCCACGCCCUUCGUAAGAGGAAACAAAAUCUACAUGAUGGGUGGUCGUCAGGGAAAGAUGCCAGUGACGGCGCUGGAGGCUUUUGACCUGGAGAUGAAGAGCUGGACACGUUACCCCUGCAUCCCGAGCCGGAGGGCCUUUUCCUGCUGUGCCACAAAUGAUCGGAGCCUCUUCAGCCUGGGGGGCCUCCAGCAACCGGGGCCGCAUAACUUCUACUCCAGACCUCACUUUGUCAGUACCAUGGAGGAAUAUGAUCUGGAUCAAGGUAUCUGGAUCAAACCCAGCCGAACAUCCAGGAUGAGGGAGAAGAGGGCAGACUUUGUGGCAGGAUGCCUGGGAGGAAGGGUAAUCGCGGCUGGUGGUCUAGGUAAUGAGCCGUCGCCGCUGGGCACGGUGGAGAGCUACAACCCAGUGAAGCGGCGCUGGGAGUAUGUGGCGCCCAUGCCAACCGCACGCUGCUCCUCUGCCCUGCUGCAGAUGACCAGCAUGCUCUUUGUCAUCGGUGGAGUUGCCCAGGGACCCAGUGAUGCUGUGGAAGCCCUCUGCUUACCGGAAACAGUCUGACACAUGCACACAUGCAAAGACGCACGCAGGAGUGCACACCGGCAUUGAUAAUUAUUCAUGUAUGUGCAAAAACACAUGAAUUGGAUCCACAGAUCGCAUUUAGAUACUUUUCUACCUUUAUGUCCAAAUGAUGGAUUCCUCUUGUGCGCUGCGAUGAAGGAAACUGUUUUUGACAUUCAACAAGCAUUUUUAACUGCAGAGACAGUUUGUGACAGAGCUGGAUGAACACAAGAUGAAGGGCGUUCAAGCCGCCUGCUGUGACUGGCAAGGACAGAAAACUGAUAGCUUUUCUACGCUGGGCAAAUCAGAGGAAGGAGAAAAUGAGCAAAAAACAGACACACACACAUAGUGUCUGAAGAAACAACACGCCUUUGAACUGUUGAGCAUUUUUCAGAAUAAAAGCAGGGUACUUUUCUGGAUAUUAAAGGAAGAUAGGGCCAUAUCUGUAUCUUUUCUUUGCGGCAGCGUUGCUCUCCUCUGCUGCUGCGACAGCGAGCUCGGACACUUUUCUAUGACUUUAGAAACAACAGAUGAGUUUUAGACAGUGACGUUCUGGGAAUGUGAAUGUCUGUUUUGGUUAUUCUCUUUUUGUUGCAGUGUUUGUUGUUUAUGUGUGAGAGUUAGCACUGCUAGCAAGCGCUACCACAGUGUCAACAACAGUGGCCCUUAACAUGCGUUCACACCGCAAGCAACCCAAGAAACUGCAAAUCAGAGGCCCAUCCUUUUUCUACAACCAGUGACGUGCUGGCUGACGUCGACCACAGUCAUUGUGUUUCCUUUAUGUGUUGUGGCAGAAAAGCUGACUGUGGUCUAAGUUGUCAGCACCUCGCUUUGCUACAUAUUCAUCCACCUCUGCUACAUUAGCAUCACAGUAAUCAAUCCCAAUCAAUCACCAAGGCUCAAACUGUCCUUCAUACUGUAGCACAAGGAUGUAGUUGCUCGUGGAGUGAAUGCAGGGUUGCUCAUACCUGCUGCACUGAAGCAUCCCAACAGAUAAAUAAUAAUCUCAACGUCAGCCUCCUUACAUAUUACAUGUCCCCUGAGUUUUAUGAUGGAUAGUUGUACUUUGUGUUCUUUACCUCAAGUUGAUAUCGGUCAGAUGGUGGAUAAAACAGGAAGAGAAUCUUGUGGUGAUGAUACCUGGGCAACAUUUUGAGGCAAUUUUGUUACUCUACAUUUGUCCAACCCAAGUGUAGUAGGCUAUCAUGAGCAUAGUUUUGCAUAACCAGUCCUGAUCAUCUUUUGAGUAUAAAAAAGUCCAUACCUAUAGGCUUAAAAAGGACUGAAAGGUUUGUAGCUUGUUCAGGAAGGGAGCCGAGGUUAAGCAAAUCAUAUAAAAAUACCCAUAGAAACUUCUGAAAUCAUGCAGCAUAUUCCACUUCGUUACUAUUGGUCUGUAUGUUCAGUACGUCACUUUGUCAGUGAAUUGCUAAAUAUGCUAGUUUUUGUGCAGCUUCA
This is a messenger RNA of Epinephelus moara (kelp grouper), 2867 nucleotides long. RefSeq names its product kelch domain-containing protein 8B-like. The coding region runs from base 330 to 1409 and encodes 359 amino acids. The transcript has 5 exons. The record is from RefSeq and is a predicted model, not a curated record. NCBI's taxonomy places the organism in Eukaryota, Metazoa, Chordata, Actinopteri, Perciformes, Serranidae. Gene Ontology annotation, molecular function: protein binding.